Molecule: messenger RNA, 999 nt
Organism: Purpureocillium lilacinum
Lineage: Eukaryota; Fungi; Ascomycota; Sordariomycetes; Hypocreales; Ophiocordycipitaceae
Cellular component (GO): nucleus
Molecular function (GO): protein binding; histone methyltransferase activity; zinc ion binding
Source: RefSeq, a predicted model, not a curated record
AUGGAGGAGGUGGCCAGGAGACACUUCUUUCACCAUGGCCAAGACAAAUACGCUCACGAGCGUGACGACUGCCACUGGUGCCAGCUGCGUCACUUUCCAACUGACCGCAAGGCCCCCGUCACGGUUAUGAAUGAUGUCGACGACCAGGCCCUCCCGCGCGGCUUCCGCUUCAUCAACAGCGGUGUCCUUGGUGACGGCGUCAGGCCCGCUGAUGAGAGUUUUCGCAGCGGCUGCGCCUGCGUGGAUUCGACCAGCUGUCAGUUUGCGGGCUGCCAAUGCCUUGCUGAGCUCGACGAGGAUAACGAUAGCGACGACUGCAGCGAUGGCGACGAGGGAGGCGGCCAUGUUCCGAGGAAAGCGUACGCCUACCACAUGCACGGCGCCAAGGCUGGCCUCCUCAGGUCCAAACUACACAACUCAAAGGUUCCGCUGUACGAGUGCCACCAAGGCUGCUCUUGUGCGCCUGACUGUCCCAACCGGGUAGUCGAGCGUGGCCGCACCGUCCCGCUGCAGAUUUUCCGGACCGAUGACCGUGGAUGGGGUGUACGGACACAGGAGGCCCUUAAGAAGGGACAGUUUGUGGACCGCUACUUCGGUGAGAUCAUCACGUCUGCCGAGGCUGACCGCCGGCGCGACGCGGCCGCCGUAUCUCAGCGCAAGGAUGUGUACCUUUUCGCGCUCGACAAGUUUACCGAUCCCGACUCACUCGAUCCGCGGCUCCGAGGGCCGCCUCUGGAGGUAGAUGGCGAAUUCAUGUCGGGUCCGACACGCUUCAUCAACCAUUCGUGCGACCCCAACCUGCGGAUUUUUGCCCGCGUCGGCGACCAUGCCGACAAGCACCUGCAUGACCUCGCGCUCUUUGCCAUCCGGGACAUUCAGCGGGGCGAAGAGUUGACGUUUGACUACGUCGAUGGGGUGUCCCAGGACCCUGACGAUGAACAGGAUGGAAUGACGCGAUGCCUGUGUGGGAGCUCCAAAUGCAGGGGCUAUCUAUGGUGA